ACUAUGAUCGCCAAUGCGCAAGGGCGUGGAUGACUUGCGGUUCGCCACGCUUCUGCUAUAAAAGACCACGAGAGCUCGCCCACCCAAGUGCUGGCUGGCCAAUUUAGAACAUCCGCUUUCCAGAACUUGCAAAUAUGAACAUGCCAGAUAAGAUUGUGGGCGGCUGCUUAUGCGAAGCAGUCCGCUAUCAGUUCGACGUGGGAUCGAGCACAAUACCUCCGUCAACAUGCAAAUGUACUCAGUGUCGCAAGCAAUCAGGCGCCCUCAACGUGCACUUCCUCAAGGUGCCCCUCUCCUCGCUGUCCUGGCUGCGGAACAAGGAGACGUGGUCGCGGGACGCCCCUCCUGACCUGACGAUAUUCCGGGCGUCGCCAGGCUCCCCGGAGAUCACGCGUGGCUUCUGCGCAAAGUGUGGAGGUCUCGUCUACUGGCGCGAUGGGAGAACCGACAUGACAAGCAUCACCCUGGGCACCUUUGAUGAGGGCAUGCUCCGGGGACGGAGUAGCGUGCUCGCGGAUGCCAAGGCACGCCUCUAAUGCAGCAGAAAAUCAAGGAACAGAGGGCGAGAAUGCUGUCCUAUUGUCGUAGCCAGAUGGUAUCUAUGUAAAUUCGAGAUC
Messenger RNA from Emericellopsis atlantica, 617 nucleotides. RefSeq names its product putative glutathione-dependent formaldehyde-activating protein. Bases 135 to 536 code for a protein of 133 amino acids. The record is from RefSeq and is a predicted model, not a curated record. The transcript is spliced from 2 exons. NCBI's taxonomy places the organism in Eukaryota, Fungi, Ascomycota, Sordariomycetes, Hypocreales, Bionectriaceae. Gene Ontology annotation, molecular function: carbon-sulfur lyase activity.